CUUCUCUUUAUUAGGUCUUCUAUCUUGUAGGCCCUUUUCUUUACAUCUUCCUUUAUAGUGUAGGAGUUUGUGUGUGGUUUUAUCAUAUUUAUUUCAUCUUUUCUCUUAUUAGGUCUUCUUAGACCCCUUUUUUUUCAUUUUGUCAUCCUUUUUUUUCGUUUCGUCAUCUUUUUAUUCGCUUCGUCAUCUUUUUUUCUUUCGUUUCGUCAACUUUUUUUUCGUCAUCUUUUUCGUCAUCUUUUUUUUAGGUUUAUCUUCUCUCUGUCUAUCUUCUUUUAGGCCCUUUUUCUUCACAUCUCUUUAGUAUGUGGGUUUGGGAGUGUGGGUUGGGAGUGCGGGUUGGGAGUGGGAGUGUGGGCGUGUGUGGGAGUGUGGGUUGGGAGUGCGGGUUGGGAGUGUGAGUGUGGGCGUGUGGGAGUGUGGGAAUGUGUGUGGGUUUGUGGGUUGGGAGUGUGGGAGUGUGGGAGUGUGGGUUGGGUGUGUGGGUUGGGUGUGCGGGUGGGUGUGGGAGUGUGGUUGGGUGUGGGAGUGUGGGCGUGUUGUGAGAGUGUGGGUUUGUGUGUGGGUUUGUGUAUGUGGUGUUUCAUUUUAUUUUUUUUCGUCAUCUUUUUUUUAGGUCUAUCUCUCUCUGUCUAGGUCUUAGGUCUUUUUCUUAUAAGCCCCUUUCUUUACGUCUUAUUACGAUCCACAAGAUAAGCAUAAAUCGAUUUAUAAUAUUUUUUCUUUUUUGAACAUAUAUUCUGAC
Molecule: messenger RNA, 745 nt
Organism: Rhizophagus irregularis DAOM 181602=DAOM 197198
Lineage: Eukaryota; Fungi; Glomeromycota; Glomeromycetes; Glomerales; Glomeraceae
Source: RefSeq, a predicted model, not a curated record